AUGUGGGUGGAAGUGAAAGCUAUAGCUGCAAUGCUGGUGGUUCAGUUUAUGUUUGCAGGAAUGUUCGUUUUGUUUAAAAUAACAAUACAUGAUGGUACAAAUCUCAAAGUUCUUGUGGCUUAUCGCCUCUGCUUCGCUACUCUUUCCAUUCUUUCCCUCGCCCUCAUCUUCCAAAGGAAUAAACGGCCAGAAUUUACAUGGAGGCUGCUCUUACUAGCAUUUGUUUCGGGGUUACUCGGAGCGGCGAUACCAAAUCUUCUCUAUUUGCCAGGUAUGGCUUUAACAUCAGCUACAUUUUCGACUGCGGUCAGUAUCCUUGGUCCGUUGAUUACCUUGGUAUUGGCGUUAAUUUUUAGGAUGGAGACUCUACGGCUGGGAUCGAACGAAGGGAGGGCUAAGUUGAUGGGGACGCUGCUUGGUGCUGGUGGGGCCAUCUUAUUUCUAUUAUACAAAGGUGUUGAGAUUCAUAUCUGGUCAACACACGUUGACUUACUUAAAAGCUCCAAUACUCAUCAAUCAAAUGGCCAAGCCACUUCGAACCACCACAUAUCCAUCCCUGGGGUUCUUAUGGUUCUUGGCAGUCUGAUGAAUGCGAUGGGAGGCUUGGUGUGCAUGGUUGUUGCUCUCUGUUCGGAGCAUGACUGGAAGCAAUGGCGAUUAGGAUGGAACAUUAGCCUCCUAACUACCAUUUAUUCGGGAGUCGUGGUUUCAGGACUGGUCAUGCCUCUUAUUGCGUGGUGCGUUGCAAAAAAAGGUCCGUUGUAUGUAACGGUGUUUAGCCCUGUAAGACUAGUGAUCGUAGCCCUCGCCGGAUCAUUUGCUUUAGAGGAAACUCUUCAUUUGGGAAGCAUAAUCGGUGCAGUUAUAAUGGUGGGAGGAGUGUACCUAGUGGUGUGGUGUAAAAUGAAGGAAACGAAGAGUGUAUCUACGACAUCAGACAAUAUUGAGACCGAUAAGAAUAUCAAAGAAGUGAACAUUGGCAAUAUCUCAGCAGUAAAUAAUAGAGAUGUCCCAUGA
This is a messenger RNA of Microthlaspi erraticum, 1017 nucleotides long. The record is from the annotation of a GenBank genome assembly. Lineage: Eukaryota; Viridiplantae; Streptophyta; Magnoliopsida; Brassicales; Brassicaceae.